Molecule: messenger RNA, 2074 nt
Organism: Anopheles coluzzii
Lineage: Eukaryota; Metazoa; Arthropoda; Insecta; Diptera; Culicidae
Product: putative odorant receptor 83c
Exons: 4
Coding region: 860-2008 (382 amino acids)
Biological process (GO): sensory perception of smell; detection of chemical stimulus involved in sensory perception of smell
Cellular component (GO): plasma membrane
Molecular function (GO): olfactory receptor activity; odorant binding
Source: RefSeq, a predicted model, not a curated record
UGAGAGAGCACAAAGCAUUAAAAUACCUCAACAUUGAAGAAAAAUUAUCGAAAAUAGUAGCAAAAUGCAUCAUCCAAUUGGACUUGAACUCGUUUAAAAGUUACUUCCUGCGGAAUCUAAAAAAAAGAAAGGAAUUGUCGUAAAAAACGAGCUCCAGUAAUUUUCACAUACCUUCAACGCUUAAAAAAAAGAAUCCAACUGUGUUACAUUAGCGCGCAAUUAAACGGGCGUACGGCGCUUACCUCCCCCCCCCCAUUGCCUCAAACCACAAGCCUCUCUCCCCGUCCAAUACUAAAAGAGGAAUGAUUUAUAGCUCACGAUAUAGCACCGUGCUGCUGCUAAUUAAUGGCGCUCCGGAGCUAGAUCCUUAAAUGGGCCCGGCACUGGCGACCGCACGUGGUUCGUUGCUGCAGCCCGUGGUGCUGGUGUUCGAUAAAUUCACGCCUUGCGAGUGGCCGGACAGGCGGUCGUCGCACAAAUGCAAAUGCUUUCCGCUCCGGUGUGCACCUUGGUUUUUGGUGCACUGGCGUGCCCUUGCAGGCUUGGUUGCUUGGAACCAACGCGGUACCGACGCGAAUGCGAAUAGGCUGUAGAAAAAGAGAAGCAGGCGGAGUAGCAGCUACCCUUAAAGCAGCUCCCUAUAAUGUCCUGGUGGGGUUACAAAGAAGGAUCCCGCAUGUGAACUACGCGAUGAAACCACCUGCACCUGUACGCGCGGGAAAGUGGAUGGUUUCAAAAUUCAUGACGGCUUAAUUACCCCUCGCCUGGGUAGCUACGGUGUUCAGCUUCAGUUGAAAGUCAACCGCAAACGCCUCAUUCGGCACAUUCACGCACCGUUCGGGUUAUAGCGCACGCCACAAUGUCGGAGCAUCCGAUACACACCUUCGAUCGGCUGAUCAAACGGCAGCGCCUGCUGCUGAAGCUGAUCGGCAUCGAUAGCUACGAUCCGGCGUUCCGCAUCCACUCGCUCACCUUCAUGUUGGUGUGCCUGGCGCUCACCUUCUUCGUCAUCUCGCUGUACGACCUGUACCUGUUCCGGGACGACCUGUUCAACUUUGUCUACGUGCUGAUCACGAUCUUCUUCGCGACGAUCGGCAUCGGCCACAUAUCGGUGUUCCUGCUGUGCAGCAAGCUGUUGGCGGAGCUGCUGGAGCAAUCCUACCGCACCUACCGGCUGGUGGUGGACGAUCAGCGCGAGCAGCGCAUCCUGCAGUGGUACACCAGGCUGUUCCAGCGGGCUGUGGACGGCUACACGCUCGUCUUUAUCGGCACGUCCGUGGCGGCCGGCUUGCUACCGCUCGCCAUCUACCUGCUGUCCGGCGACCGGGUCCUGCCGUACGGUGUUGUGCUGCCGUUCGUCGACCCCGACUCGCUGGUGGGCUACGAGCUGAACUACAUCUACCAGGUGAGCUGCAUCAUCUGGACGCCGCCUGGGCUGGUCGCGUCGGUAUGCAUGUUGUUUGGGCUCGUGCUGAACAUCUGCAUACAGUACGACAUACUGGCGGUGAAGCUGCAGGACCUGGACGAGCUGAUACGGUCGCCGCACCCGCACAGGGACGCGAUGAUUGGGUGCAAGCUGCGCAGCAUCCUUCGCAAUCAGCAACGACUGAUCAGUUUCAUCGCCAACAUCGAAGCGGCAAAAAACGUCCUUUCGGCCGUGGAGGUACUCUCGCUAGGGCUGCAGAUCGUUAUCACACUGUUCGUAUUGCAAUUCUCACUCUGGAUCCCCGGGCUGGUGCUGAUACCGGUCUUCACAAUGCAGCUCUUUCUGUUCUGCCUGCUCGGUACCAUCAUCGAGGAUAAGGGCGUCAAGUUUUCGGCCGGCGUGUAUAGCCUCACCUGGAACGAGCUGUCCAAGCAGGACAAGCAGAUCUUUCGCCUGCUGCUGCUGAGCUCACAGCAGCCCCAGACGCUCACCUGCGCCGGUAUGACCUGCAUCAGCCUGAACCUGUUCGUCAAUAUGUCGCAAAAGUUCUACUCAAUCUUCAUGAUGUUACGCAACAUGUAAAGCCUGACCCGAGGAUGUGCUUUAAAAUGUCUCUAUUUCUGUCAUAUAUACACACACACACACACA